CUAAAUACCAAUUGUCAAUGAAGCACAUCACUGGCAAAGUUGAAAUAUUAUUUUCACACCGUAAACGUGAAAAUUACGACUGAAAAAUUUUGCAAAUAAAAUGAGUCGCAAUGUUUUGGCUCCUCCCACUCAGCGCAUGAGUAACAAUCGCAACUAUCGAGUAAACAUGGUGCACGACGAUUUCGGUGGUAGCAGCAAGUGGAACGCCGCCAAUGAGAAAAUUUCAAAGGGCUACGAAGAGCCAGAUCUGUAUGCCGAUGAUGAUUACGAGGAAGAUAUUGCGGAAUGUAACAUUGAGCAGCUGUCCAAUGGCAACUACAAACUGGCACUUCAUGUCCCCAAAUCUUUCUAUGGGGGUUUGAUUGGAUUCAAAGGAUCCACCAAGCGUCGCAUUGAAACAGAAAGUCAUACAGAAAUCUAUGUACCACGUCAGAAUGAUUCGUCCAAUGACCUAAUCAUUCAAUCCAAUGAUCGAAAAAAUGUUUGUGCUGCACUUCGGAAAAUUCGGCUGCUCGUUGAUUCUCUACGCAAGCGAAUGAAACCAACACAUUUUCUGGCUGCUCCAUUAAAUACUGGCGAAGUCCAGAAACGUUUCAAUGAGCUAAAGAAAAGCAUUUUAGAUGCCCAACUGCCAGGCAUCGAUGAAGACCUAUUCAUAUCAGAACGUUGUAUACAUCUCACUUUAGGCGUUUAUGUGCUGCUUGAUGAUGCUGAACGCCAAAAAGCUAUCACUGAGUUAAAUGCAUGUCGACAAUGGCUAACGGAUCUACGCACACCAUUUGAAAUGAAAAUUAAAGGCCUUGAAAUAAUGAACGAUGAUCCCAGCUCCACCACAGUGCUCUACGCUCAUGUAGAGUCACCGGGCCUACAAGAGUUUGCCGACAAGUGCUUGAAGCAUUUCCAAAGCACUGGGCUUUGUGCAAUUGACAACAUAGAAAGAGAUAGCAUCAAGUUACAUAUGACAGUGCUUAACGCUCGCUAUCGCAAGGAGAAAUUAAACAAAAAUGAUCGAAACUGUUUUGAUGCACGCGAUAUCCUUAAACGCUUUGGCGAUUUUGACUUCGGAACUGCUCAAUGCAACGAAGUACAUAUGUGUGUGCUCAAUUCGUCCAGGGAUGUGGAUGAUUUCUAUAAAAUAUCGAGCACAUUAAAAUUUUAAGCAAUAUUCGUUCAAUUUCAAAACCUUGG
Molecule: messenger RNA, 1188 nt
Organism: Drosophila navojoa
Lineage: Eukaryota; Metazoa; Arthropoda; Insecta; Diptera; Drosophilidae
Product: activating signal cointegrator 1 complex subunit 1
Biological process (GO): DNA alkylation repair; regulation of DNA-templated transcription
Cellular component (GO): nucleus
Molecular function (GO): RNA binding
Source: RefSeq, a predicted model, not a curated record